This is a messenger RNA of Castor canadensis (American beaver), 1898 nucleotides long. The record is from RefSeq and is a predicted model, not a curated record. Lineage: Eukaryota; Metazoa; Chordata; Mammalia; Rodentia; Castoridae.
GCCCCGCCCCCUCGAUAUCUCCCUCCGGCUCCUCCCUCCGCUCCCACUAUUGGGCGGGGCAUUGCGAUGAAGCAGGGGCAAGAGUCUAAGUCCGCCCUCGGUGGAGCAGGUGAGGCGGGGCCAGGUGGGAUGGCAGGUGAGAGAUAGAGUCAGGCCAGGAGGGAUUGGACCUGGUGCGGGAUAGUGAGGGCACCAGUAAGGAAUGGGGCCAGCAAUUGGGAGACAUCUAACACCCUCCUCCAGCUCAGCUCAGGAUAGUCCUAGGCCCUGCCUGUUGGAAGGCUCAGGCCAGGGUUCCUGGGAUAGACCCCUCAACUUCACCUCUCUAGAAUGCCCCCUGGUUCCAGCCUAUCCCUCGGGCCGUCCUGGACGGCUCCAACGCCACCUCUUGAGCGGAGAAUUCGACCAGCUGCGGGACUUCCCCAUCUUUGAGAGCAACUUUGUGCAGGUGACCCGAUUUGGAGAAAUCGCCAAUAAGGUCACCAUGGGGGUGGCAGCCUCCAGUCCAGCCCUGGAACUCCCAGACCUGUUGCUGCUGGCCACCCCUGCCAAGGACAAUGGACACCUGCAGCUCCUCGGGCUGUUCCCCUUGCAGUUCGUGCAGCUCUUCGUCCACGACGAAAGCCGCCGGCAGCUCAAGGUCAAGUUCCGCACGGGCCGCGCCUUCUACCUGCAGCUGCGCGGCCCCCGCGAGACCCGCGACCGCGCCUUCGGCCAGUGGGUGCGGCUGCUCUACCGCCUGCGCUUCCACGCGGCGCAGGGAGCCGUGCCCUUCACGCAGGAGUACGCGGCGCUGGGGGACGAGGACGACGACGAGGACGAAGAGGACGACGACGAGGAGGCGCGACUACUGCAGGAGAAGGUGAGGGCGGGGCUGGAGAGGGAGCGGGUCCCAGGGCUGAGGGCUGGGGUCUGCACCCAUGGGCUGAAGGAGGAGACUGGGGUCUGGUUCCCUGGGUCUGAGGGAGGAGGCUGGGGCCUGGACUCCAGGAUCUGAGGGAGGAGGCUGGGAUCUGGAUCCAUGGUUUGUGAAUAUAGGUGACCCCACACACACACUUCUCCAAGUCCUCAAGAGUGAAGUCUGUGGGAAAGACGGGAGGGUCUCCCAGGAGGGUGGGUCAGCUGCCCUGGUUUUCCCAGCUAAGAUGGCUCUAAGGUCUCCUUGACUUCUGAAGGGCAUCUGGGAAGGACUGUCUACCUCCUGCAGGGGUGGGGGAGGAUGGGAAGGCAAUUCUGGAAGAUGGGGCACUGGAACCUGUGGGUGUCUUCCCAGUCAAUAUCAGGGUCCCCUCCACCACACCUGCAGGUACCUCUGCUGGUCACGGCCUCUGAGACACACUUUCUUCUACCUAGUUUCAAACCAUGGAAGUCAGACUUGACCCGCAAAUCUCUGAACUCUGGGGACUCUGAUCCCACCAACAUCCUUGGAGCUCACCAAAGGACCAGAGAUCAAAGCAAGUUACCUCAGGGUCACACAGAUGAAUUAUUAAGUUAAUAAAGAUUGGGCAAUUACCAACCAUCAACCAGCUCCUGGGCACUUUCUCCAACAUGGCCAACUCAACAUGGCUGCCUCAACCAGGUCUUCAGUUAGCCAUGUCUGUCUGGCCCUUGGGGCCACCAUGGUGACCUGGUCCCCACUUGGACCCUCACUAGCACAACCUUCUUUUUCAGUCCAGCCUUCAGCUCAUGUUUGACUUGAAGUCACAAUCAACUUGCCUCUUUCCUCCCUAUUGGUAAUCUAAAUGCUCCCAUCCCAUAGUCUUGGGUUCACCCUUGAAGCUUUGAGUUGCCAUGGCCACGUGGAAGUUGCUCUUCCAAGAUGGUGGCCCCAAUAUGGCCUGUUCCAUUGUGGCUGCCGUUACCCACCCCAGAGUGACUAACCCCCAUCAGGAGGGGGA